Sphaerodactylus townsendi is the source of this 4201-nucleotide messenger RNA. RefSeq names its product p21 (RAC1) activated kinase 3 (gene PAK3). Gene Ontology annotation, biological process: regulation of actin cytoskeleton organization; regulation of axonogenesis; regulation of MAPK cascade. Gene Ontology annotation, cellular component: cytoplasm. Lineage: Eukaryota; Metazoa; Chordata; Lepidosauria; Squamata; Sphaerodactylidae. The record is from RefSeq and is a predicted model, not a curated record. Gene Ontology annotation, molecular function: ATP binding; protein serine/threonine kinase activity.
UGACGCCACGCGCUAGGGAACAGCCGGGCAGGCGGCGGAGGGAGCGUCCGCGGCGGCGGCUGAUGCGAGGCUCGGAGGUCAGGCGAGGAUGGGGGGCUGCUAGCGGACCGAGCCGGGAGAGCGCGCCUCUCCCCCCCCCCCCGCCGCCGCCGCCGCCUCCCCGCCGCCUCCCCACCGCCCCCCCGGGCCAGGCCCCGCCGCCUGGCUGCAGCAUGACCGGCCGCCCUGCAGGAGACCGUGAGGGUUGUUGAAGAUGUCAGAUAGCCUGGAUAUUGAAGAGAAACCUCCAGCUCCUCCAUUGAGAAUGAACAGCAACAACCGCGAUUCUUCGACACUCAACCACAGCUCCAAACCUCUGCCCAUGGCCCCUGAGGAGAAGAACAAGAAGGCCCGGCUGCGCUCCAUCUUUCCAGGAGGAGGGGAUAAAACCAAUAAGAAGAAAGAGAAAGAACGCCCUGAAAUCUCUCUUCCUUCUGACUUCGAACACACGACGAUCCCGGGGUUUGAUUUCGCUACCGGGGAGUUCACAGCUUUAUUCUCUUGGGGUUGCUUCCGUAUUAAGCACGCGUGGGAUUGCAGCCGUUCAUCUAGCUUUAUCACUGAAGCUGUUUUUUCUGUCUUGCUUAUUUCAGGAAGCAUUGUGAGUGUAGGAGACCCUAAAAAGAAAUACACACGAUUUGAGAAAAUUGGCCAGGGGGCUUCGGGUACAGUUUACACAGCGAUAGACAUUGCUACAGGCCAAGAGGUGGCCAUAAAACAAAUGAAUCUCCAGCAGCAGCCCAAAAAGGAAUUAAUAAUUAAUGAAAUCCUGGUCAUGAGGGAAAAUAAGAAUCCCAACAUCGUCAACUAUUUAGACAGUUAUCUUGUAGGUGAUGAACUUUGGGUAGUAAUGGAAUACUUGGCUGGGGGAUCUUUGACGGAUGUCGUGACAGAAACCUGUAUGGAUGAAGGGCAGAUAGCUGCUGUCUGUAGGGAGUGCCUGCAAGCGCUGGAUUUCUUGCAUUCAAACCAAGUGAUCCAUAGAGACAUCAAGAGCGACAACAUUCUUCUUGGGAUGGACGGAUCUGUCAAACUCACUGACUUUGGUUUCUGCGCUCAAAUUACUCCCGAGCAGAGUAAACGGAGCACAAUGGUGGGAACGCCUUACUGGAUGGCCCCCGAAGUGGUGACGAGGAAAGCGUACGGCCCCAAAGUGGACAUCUGGUCCUUAGGAAUCAUGGCAAUAGAAAUGGUGGAAGGAGAGCCCCCAUAUCUUAACGAAAAUCCUCUCAGGGCCUUGUAUUUGAUAGCUACAAACGGGACGCCGGAGCUCCAGAAUCCCGAGAGACUCUCGGCUGUUUUCCGAGACUUCCUGAAUCGCUGUCUAGAGAUGGAUGUCGACAGGCGAGGGUCUGCCAAGGAGCUGUUGCAGCAUCCGUUUUUAAAGUUGGCCAAGCCACUCUCCAGCCUGACUCCGCUGAUCAUCGCCGCCAAGGAGGCUAUAAAGAACAGCAGUCGCUAGCCCUCGGACUAGCACGGGCCCACUCCCUCCCGGCAGGACUGAGCAAAGACUCCGCAGAACCUCAGGCUUCUCUGCCGCAGGAUGGGCGGGCGGGCAAGCGAGCGGCGUGGCCCCAGUCGAGGGGGAGGGAGGGAGGCAGUUGGCCUCCGGCCUCCCUCGGAACAGAAACCGAUCACAUGUCUUCUUCCCCACUUUCAGAUUCCUUAAUUUAUUUCUAAGGCAAACGAGAGCCUGAUAGGGGCAGGACCACAAGCCAUGAGGCUCUUUCAGCCAUUUCCAGGGGAGCCAAUGGCGCCGCAUGAAUGCUCUGCGCACUCGCCGGGACAGGAGUGGUAACCAAACCCGCUCUUUUUUUCUGUGUCUUUUCUGUUUGGCUGUGGAAUGGAAGAGAGGAGGUCCUUUUGCAUUCAGCCAAUCGGGAAGGAUGAAAACUAUUGGCUAACUACCGCUCACUUGGUCUUUAGAGGAGGAGGGAAACAUGUUUUACUUAACCAAAAAAGAAGAAGAAGAAGAAGCCCCCCCCCCCCCCCCGAGAAGCAGGUCUAUCACAGUGUCCUCUUUGAUGGAUCGAAAUAUAGGAUCCAGACGCCAUUAUGUUCCCCGGCAGAUUGGCAAGGAUGUCACGAAUGCUGGUGCUUUUGUGUUGCGGAGUUUUCUCCAGACCGCUUGGUUCCGGCAGGGCUUAUAGAAGCAAAUGGUGGCACGACCAAUCCUUCCAGGUGCCCAUUCCCGUCUCCACCAUUCUGGGCCGGUGCCACUGUGGUUGUGCCGGGAUCUUUCCACCGACGGGUGAAACAGGACUCGUUCCCAGUCGGGGUCAAGUAGUUUGCCAGACCUCAAUCCGCCUUCCCUUUGAUUACAGAAUAGCAAACCAAGACCGUGAGCCAUCAUCCGCAGUCGCGUGCAUCUCUAAUACGGCCUGUUUGGAGGAAGCGCAUCUCCUCCGACGUAAUGCAGCCUUGCUGGGUUCAGGAGGAGAUACACAGCGAUCCUUCCAAGGUUAGAGCGAUGCUGUGAAUUGAAGCAGUCCUUUCUAUAACGUCGGAAAUCCCAACUCUUUUUUUUAAGCAAACAGGUUUGCGGGGAGAGAGCAGUAGCCAGUGACUCGCCGUGAGGAAUUCCCAUCCAUUUGCAUGAAAUCGAAUGAGCGUCUGCAGAAUUUGGUCCUCCGAACACUGCGGACUGUGCAUCAAGAGUUCCUGAAGGCAAUGGGAGUCUGGAGCAGGGGGAACGGAUGAGAAAACGAGAGAGGUGGUUCCACGACAGCAUAUAGCUGCAGGGGGCGACCUCCCCCCAGUCCUGCUGUUAUCACAAAUACAAAAGCUGAACACCCCCCUCCCUUACCAUUGCUAAGGCCCAGAAACGACUGUGACUAUCUGUAAAGGAGCAAAACAGCUUUGAUUAAACUCUUUGUGUUGAUGUUUCUUUCAGCCUGAGUCCAAGUGACCUCAUUUCCCCUUGUUUCAUGAAGGCGGCUGGAUUUGGAAUCUCAAUACCUAGGGGUUGCCAGCAUUUUUUUGUUCCGGCCAGCCCUUGGCUCCUGUGCUUUUAGCAACAGCUCGGUUUGCAGGUGGGAGCCAGGCGAUCCUCUUCCUCUGUGAGCCGUGAAAAGGUGGUGCCGGCUGGAUUUUUGCAGCGCCUGGCUACUGUUAAUAGCACAAGGAGCAGCCUCCCCCCAAAUCAGUUGGCAACCUUCCUUACAGAGAUAUUUUGGUAACAGGACCAAGGUGUAAAAAAAAAUAAUAAUAGAGAAAGACGUAUGUUUUGGCUGUUGAUAGUGUUGAGAUUGUUGCUGGGGGUCGGGGGCUGAUGUGGAUGGGUGGAGGCCGCAGAGCUUAUAACGCAGCACAUUCCGCUACCACUUUUAGAGGCCGGAGCUGUCUGUCUCCUGUUGUAGUUGAAUUGGCACUUUCCAUUGGUCUUUUCACUCAUCUAAAAUCAUAGACACGAACAGAGGGAAUUCAUGAACAGAUCCCCCGUGUGUGCUCUGUCUCUUUCUUUCGGUCUUAUUUUUUGCUUUAAAUUGCAGCGACCCAGAGCCUCGAUUUGCAUCGGGGCCGUCGGGGUAGGGAGCUGUUUCCAACCUGGGGGCUUUUUGUGAUCUGGAUUGCCUGUUGCCAGUAUUGUUAUUUUUCCCUGGUGGGGGGGUACGGCGCCUCCUUCGCACAAGCAACCUCUUGGGGCAGCAUGAAGAGACGAGUGUCUUGUGUCCCUUUAAAGAGCGACCGAUUUAUUGUCGUGCGACGGCUCCGGCCGUGCCAGAGGGUGUAACGGUUUGAAUGCCACGAGAGGAUAGAGGAAAGCCUGAAUUCAAAUCCCCACACACUCGGGAAGCUCACUUGGUGACUGUGGUCCCUCUCAAGUCUCUCUUAGCCCGAUGUACCUCGCAGGGUUGUCGUGAAAAUAAAAUGGAGGACGGGAGAAACAUGCAUUCUGCUCUAAGCUCCUUGGGGGAAGGGUGGCAUGAGAGAGACGGCCUACUUUUUCAGUUGCAUGAAGUGAAUCCUAUAUCGGCAGGUGCAUAUGGGUACAAGAAAGGAAUGUGGUCAGCAGCAAGGUUGCAAAAGCCAUGAAAUGUAAGAGGUACAGUUUGUGAUGUUUACAUGUGAAUCUGAGUUACGUGAAAAUGAUUUUAAUGCCAGUAGUGGGUGAGAAAUGCAUUGUCUCUGUUUUCAUUAAAACCUGUUGGUGCAUUUCUAA